AUGACGGCUCAGGAAGAAACACCAAACGACUCCAAUGCGCCGCCCCAGACUGUCGGCGGUGCCAAAGUCCCAAUUUCAGAUGGCUCGGUCCUGAGUUCCGAGCCAUGUAGGGAUUCGAUGCCUUCAGACGAAACGGGUCAACCCGCGAAAGAGUAUCUCACUGGGAUACGGUUCUGGGCAGUCUCGAUAGUGAUCGCUGUGGUGCUGUUCUUGGUUAACAUGGAAGCCACGGUCGUUGCGACCUCUCUGGUGGCCAUCACAGAUGAGUUGGGUGGGUUUGAUAUAGAAAGCUGGAUCCUCUCGAGUUAUUUACUCGGCUACGUAGGAUCAAUAGUGCUGGCAGCCAAACUCAGCGACGCCUUUGGGCGGAAAACAAUAACGCUAAUAUGCAUCGCAAUCUUCACAAUCUUCUCUGGAGGUUGUGCGGCUGCAGCAUCCACAACACAGAUUGUCAUCUUGCGCGCGUUCCAAGGCCUCGGAGGUGGUGGUUGUUUUGCACUCGCGACUAUUCUGCUCAUUGAGCUGGUUCCGCCUCAUAAGUAUGGUCAAUAUGUUGCCUACACCGGAAUCGCAAUAGCGAUUGGAUCCGUCUCUGGACCAUUAAUAGGCGGUGCCAUCAGCGCCCAUACCACAUGGAGAUGGAUUUUCUUGAUCAAUGUGCCCGUUGGUGUUGUCAUCUUUGCGGGAGCAUAUCUCGGUAUCCCAAAUGGCUUUCCAUUUCAUCAUGAAAACCCAACAAGUUCGGAAAAGCAAAAAGUGGCGGGGCAUGCCUUGGAGAAGCUGGAUAUCCCCGGGGCAUCUCUCCUGCUCCUGGCCAGCAUAACUCUUACUGCAGCAUUCGAGCAGGCCGGUUCCCGCUUCGCAUGGAACUCUCCUCUCAUCAUUGUGUUAUUAGUUCUGUCGCCUAUUCUGUGGAUACUGCUUGUUCUUUGGGAGCGUCGCGUUUCAUUGGCGGGAAAAUCCCGGGAGCCCGUUCUGCCCUGGGAAUUUCUCACAGACCGUGUCAUAGUUGGCAUGUUAUUGGGGUUUUUCCUCUUGGGGGCGCCUAUCACGGUAACAGUAUUUCAACUGCCCCAACGAUUUCAAUUGGUAAAUGGCCUCUCUGGAUUCGAUGCCGGAGUCAGGAUACUGCCCUUUGCAGGUGGAAUUACUGUUGGGUCCAGCAUAGGGGCGAAGCUGGCGAGUCAAUUCCGACUACCAGCUGUUUACGUUGUUCUGUUUGGAUCCUCACUACAGAUUAUUGGUCUUGCUUUGAUGACUACGCUUCCCUCAUCUCUAUCAGUGCCAGCCACGGUAUAUGGAUAUCAAGUUAUAGCGGGUUUCGGUUGUGGCGUCAGUUACGCAGUUUUGUAUCUCAUGAUACCAUUCACGACGGGGCGCCGUGAUCGUGCUGUUGGCAUGGGCACUGGCAACCAAUUUCGCAUGAUGGGAAGCGCCGUCGCCUUGGCCAUUGCAACCACGAUUUUCAGAACCUACACAGCUCCGGCCUUUGCAAAAGUAGCCAUUGACCCGAGCAACGAGUCUGAUCUCGCUGUGCGCAUCAUGGCGCUAACGGAUAGUGCUCGGGAAGAGUUGAGAGAGUCCCUAGCGGCUGGAUACAUUAGACAGAGUCUUGUGACAGUCGUCUUUGCAGCCGUGCAGAUACCCGCGGCUUUACUCAUGUGGAAAAAGGACCAGGUCUUGGUGGUCUAA
Molecule: messenger RNA, 1692 nt
Organism: Pestalotiopsis fici W106-1
Lineage: Eukaryota; Fungi; Ascomycota; Sordariomycetes; Amphisphaeriales; Sporocadaceae
Exons: 7
Coding region: 1-1692 (563 amino acids)
Biological process (GO): transmembrane transport
Molecular function (GO): transmembrane transporter activity
Source: RefSeq, a predicted model, not a curated record